AUGCCCCCAACCGGGUCAAAGUGGUAUCGAUGGAUUGCUGAUACAUCUCUCCCCAACUUAUAUGCCACUUCAGCCGCUAUAAUCAUAGCAAUUUGCUUGAUCUAUUGGCUUGCACGAGAUGUGUGGCUCUGGGUGUGGAAAAGACGCUAUGUGAUCACCUGUCGCCCCUUCCGAUCGAAAACGAUAGGCUCUUGGAGGCGACUUGUCUUCGUCCACCUGCCAAAAUGCCUGCGUUGGCUUGACAUUCCCAACUACCGGGAAGCGCUCAUCCUGACUGUUAUACUCGCGGCAAACAUUAUUGGCCUCCGGCUUAGAGCCCAUUCUUGGGCCGAAGCGCAGAAAAGGGCUGGCUCUUUGGCAGUCAUCAACGUCGUGCCUUUGUGCACCGGUAUCAGCUUUGGACUUCCGGCGGACCUGCUCCACGUGGACCGCCAGAUACUUGCGUGGUUUCAUCGCUGGAUAGGUCGCAUCUGUGUGCUCCAUUCUCUGAUUCACUGUUCGCUGCUUCUUACUGUCGCCAGAACGAUGAAUCUGGCGACCCCACGGUACAUUGUACCAAUAGCCGCCGGUUGUGCUCUCUUCCUCGUGAUACCAGUUACUUGUGCGGCGGUCCAACGGCGAUACUUACAGUUUGCGAUGAAAUGUCACUACCUUCUUGCAGCAACGGCGAUUGGCGCGCUUAUAUACCAUCUCGUGGAGCGGCGGUCACUGUAUCGGUGGUACCUAAUAGGCGCUAUCUGCCUGUGGUUUUUCAUCAGCGCUGUUGUCUGCAUAAUGGCCGCAUGGAAUCAGAAACCUUGGGGAUCUUCCCAAAAAGAGGUAGUCAUGAACUCGGUGAGCGAUUUUCUCUGGCUAGAUAUAGAGCUACCCCUCAACCGAGCGAUCUGCCCUGGCCAGUACGUGCAGCUUUGGAUGCCACGAGCCGGCUUUCGGGCUUUCUUUCAGCUCCCUCGGUUCUAUGUUGCAUUCUGGGAAAAUGGACCAACUCAAAGAAUAGUCCGCAUGGUAGUAGAGCCGCAACCCGGGCUUACGCAAAAGCUGUAUCACGAAGCACUGAAAUCCCCGGCCAAGCAUUCGGUUAUGAUACUCGGACCCUACGGACACCCUCUCGACUUUUACCGGUUCGGUACAAUCCUCUUCGUCGUGGAGGAUAUUGGAUUUUUUCGAGCGCUUUCAUACAUUGAGAUGUUGGUGGAGGCAAGCCGUAGGCGCGAAGUGAUGGUGCGAAAGCUAGAGGUUCUCUGGAAGCGCCAAGUUGGUAAAGAUGAGAAUCCACAAUGGGUAAAUGAAUGGAUACAAGGACUUUUCAAUCGCGACUGGAGAGCGUUCAAGAUUUUGCAACUCAGCAUCUACUGCCCGCGUACUCAGGCAGGACCCCAGAAUAAUAUUUCCUACGAAUAUACAGAAAGGAUUUGCUACUUUUAUGGCGCGAUCAAAAUCGAGGAAGAAGUUAAACGGUAUCUCAAUAACCACCAAUACGGAGCUGUGGCCGUAGCGGUAUGUGCGGGUCCGUCAAUAUGUGCGGCUGUGACAAAGACUGUACGGCUACACACAGGAAGAAAUCUUCAGCUAAUGGUUUUCGACCCCGAUAUGAGCCCUGCGCCGGAUGGAGUUGUAGAUUCCUUCGGCAGCGACGAGACUCCAGUUGACCAGGAUCCACCACAUCAACUUUUGGGAGUAGGCGAGGAUAAGCAGACCCACCAAGUACAACGAUUCCCAACAGACAGCAGCAAGCUACAGUACUCAUCGCCUAAAAAAAUCCAUACGGAAGCUGGAAACGUCGAAAUGAGCAACCACUCGAACCGGUCCGCCUUCGCGACUCGGCCGAAGUGUAUUGCCAAUAAUGGGGGGCCUUGGAACGUCCCGGUCAGGGCGUGGAUAGUUGGUAUCAGCGAAAGUAAGCCCAACGAGACACAACUGUACGCGAAGCGGUACCGCGCUGCACAGAUAGCCGUCUUACCUAACAACCCACCGACGGCUACUGGGAUCCUAGACUAG
Messenger RNA from Penicillium vulpinum, 1998 nucleotides. Its product is annotated as ferredoxin reductase family protein. Lineage: Eukaryota; Fungi; Ascomycota; Eurotiomycetes; Eurotiales; Aspergillaceae. The transcript is spliced from 6 exons. The record is from RefSeq and is a predicted model, not a curated record. Gene Ontology annotation, cellular component: plasma membrane. Gene Ontology annotation, molecular function: ferric-chelate reductase activity. The coding region runs from base 1 to 1998 and encodes 665 amino acids. Gene Ontology annotation, biological process: iron ion transport; intracellular iron ion homeostasis; copper ion import.